This is a messenger RNA of Polychytrium aggregatum, 1661 nucleotides long. RefSeq names its product S-adenosyl-L-methionine-dependent methyltransferase. The record is from RefSeq and is a predicted model, not a curated record. Lineage: Eukaryota; Fungi; Chytridiomycota; Chytridiomycetes; Polychytriales. The coding region runs from base 262 to 1530 and encodes 422 amino acids. The transcript is spliced from 3 exons. Gene Ontology annotation, biological process: RNA methylation. Gene Ontology annotation, molecular function: RNA binding; methyltransferase activity.
CAUGCCUGUUCGGAUCGCACUCCGGGACUGCGAUGUGGCCGCUUCAGUGUUUGGAUGGAUUUCAUGGCAAUGUGCAGUUCCUUGGGAAUCGAGUGCUUGGGAAUCGAUCUCCCGAGGCUCUGCGAGAAGCAGCCGAGAGCACAGGCAUCUCUCUCGAUUUUGUGACCGCAUGAACCCGCGUCAUGUCGGCAUGUUGAUCCCCAACCAUCCAAGCAGCCAUCCAAGCAGCCAUCCAAGCAGCCAUCCAAGCAGCCAAGGCGAAUGGCGAUCGUAUCCAGGACGGCAAAAGCGACGCUCGAGCCGCUGCUCAAGUACCUCAGCAACAUAUACUCGGCCCAGCAACUCGAUGAGCUCCUCGAGGCAUACAGUGUGACCCGGAGAUCCAGCUUCCGACUCAACACUCUCAAGCUGUCGUCGCCCGAUGAGCAACGACAGUGCAUCGCGGAGCUGGCUCGGUCGCUGCAAGCGUCCAAGAAGACCAAGGGCGCUCGGCUUACUCCAACACCGUUCAGCCCCCUGGCCUUUGCUGUGUCGGAUCCAUCGGUCAACAUUCGGCACUUCCGUCCGUCCCCAUACUACAAAAAUGGCCAGAUCUUUUUCCAGUCGCUGUCGUCGAUGCUACCGCCGUUGGCCCUCGGGGUCGAGCCCGGGAUGUCGGUCCUGGAUAUGUGCGCUGCUCCAGGCGGGAAAACGCUGCAGCUCGCCGAGCUGGUGGGAAAGCGUGGCAGCGUCGUCGCCAACGAUAUCAACGUCAUCCGUGCCUCGAUACUUGCAAAAAACGUGGAUACUGUUCUGCCAACCAGCCUCCGGCGGCUCGUCAAGAUUCGGAUUGUUGAUGCGACAAGAAUGCGGCUCUCAUCGGCGCCGGAGAUCGACCUUUCUGCACAAACCAACGACGAGCUUCCUGACUCUGACAUGGCCCCCGUAAGCUACCCGACGGUUGAAGAAAUAGAAGAGCUGGCUCGGCAGCAUCAGAAGAUGGCGCAGGAGGACUCGAACACUCGCAACCGCAUAUUCGACCGGCCAUUCGAUGCCAUCCUCCUCGAUGCUCCAUGCACUGGCGAAGGAGUCAUCCAUCUCAGUCACCCAAGUUCAUACAAAAGCUGGAGUCGGCAAUGGGUUCUGCAACACUCGCGGUUGCAGCGCCAGCUUUUGAAGUCGGCGCAUGCCCUGCUGAAGCCCGGAGGAUCGCUCGUCUAUUCGACAUGCACUCUCGGCACGGAGGAGAACGAAGCCGUCGUCGACUGGUUCCUUAAACGAUACUCGGAUAUGGCCAUUGUCCCUCUGGGAGGAGCCAUGUCUCAAUUUGCUCCGUCACCAGCCAAGGGCAUGCCCAAGAAGGGCGUUAAUCUCUGGAACGACGGCGAUGACGACGACAACCCGCCGCAGCCGUUGCCGACCGGCUUUGGGCCUGGGAUCGUGCGGGUGCCUGGCGGACGAUUCCAUCCUUCUCUGCGCAUGGCCCUGAGGGUGUUUCCAUCGGAGGACUAUGAGGGAUUCUUUGUCUGUCGCCUCCAAAAAGCACAAUAACUUGGCAUGCAAUCGUUGGCACCCGCACAUAGACAUCACAACUCAUUUCAUGAUGGGGGGGGGCUUCAUGUUCGCCGCCUCGCACAGCUCUGUCUGGCUGGAUGUUCUUGGCAGGCCGCACAGAAUCAGAA